Molecule: messenger RNA, 2535 nt
Organism: Malaclemys terrapin pileata
Lineage: Eukaryota; Metazoa; Chordata; Testudines; Emydidae
Product: cathelicidin-2-like
Exons: 4
Coding region: 46-573 (175 amino acids)
Biological process (GO): defense response
Cellular component (GO): extracellular region
Molecular function (GO): cysteine-type endopeptidase inhibitor activity
Source: RefSeq, a predicted model, not a curated record
UCCCCCCCCCCCCCCCCCCCCGGAGUCAGUGAAGCGGCAGCAGCCAUGGCGGUGGUGCUAUUCCUGGUGGCCCUGCUGGCGUCUCUCGGGGUGUCCGUUACUGCCAGCUCCCUUUUGGAGGCUCAGCUGCUGUCCCCCCGAGAUGUGGCUCGUUCUGCGGUCGAGGCCUAUAAUCAAGAAACUGGAACGCAGGCAGUGUUCAGGCUGUUCAAGCUCAAAAGCUUCCACAAAACACAAUUUGACUGGGGCAUGCACUUCAGCAUCAACUUCACCAUCAAAGAGACGAACUGCCGGAAAAGCAUGGCUAGCUACCGCCUCGAGGACUGCAAAUAUCGGCCGAACGGGAUAACAAGGGAUUGUUCCGCCGACGUGUCAGUUCUUGACUUCGUACAAGAGGCACCUUUGACAUCUGUGAAAUGCACCCAGCAGCAGCAGCAGCGGGCGAAAAAACCCAGCAAGAAACCAAAACCCAAGGCCCAGACUGUCCCCAAAGUGACUGUAAAGUACUUCACGUCGUCUUUCUCUACCGCGGCCCUGACAGCACCAGAAGAAGACAAAGGACAGCCUGCCUGAGGCCGAGUUAGGUUGCUGCCAUCGUCUUCAAAUGGCCUGUUUGCUUUCCUGCCACGCCACCAUCUCAUCCAACAGAUAAUUUCAGAGCUUUUGGGUCCAUGUUAUUCUUGGCUAGUCUCUUUCACUGUUUUCUUUUUGCUUCGCUUUGGGAUGACUGAGAGGCAGGCCUCAAAAAGCCCUUGCAAAAUAGGGGAAGCCUUUUUGUUUUGAUAUUCUCUGCUAAGCCGCAACAAGGACUAAAGUGUGUGGCAGAGUUGCCCCUCGCUUGCAGACCUCAGACACGUUAUAUCCAUCCCCUCCGGCUCCCUGCCAGGUUCCCUUCCAGAGACAGCCGUUCUCACGGGCCCUCCUUUGCUUGAGUUGCCAAAGAUUUAGGCAUUUUGGUGCCUUCAUUUUCAGGUGCCAAAUCUGAGAUCCUUUAACGGGGCCUGAUUUUCUGCAGGUACUGAGCAACUGUCUUCUGAAAGCCAGGCCUGUUUUAAGGUAUGUGAAACGGAACACCCCAGAAUUGCUAGACACUUUUGAAAACCUUGGUCUUAGUUGAAUUCUGAGCCCGUGACUAAAGGGGUGACCCAUGAGAUUGCUGGGAAGAGAUGGCGCUUCAUGUGCGGUGCGCCAGUCAUGCCAAAGGCUCGACCCCAGUCACAAGGUAGGGAUCCUGGUGAUGGUUCCUCCCACAGUGACUGGCCAACUCUCGCGGUCUCAUUGCAAGUGUCAUGACAGCUGGUGCUUUCCUUACAGACCCAGCUCCUGGAGUCACGUGAUGACGCGAGAAUCUGGGCUUUUCAUUUUAAAUCUAUAAAAGCAGGUUUCGAGCCCUUGUGGGUGGGAGAAAAAAGCUUGAAAUCGUGGUGCCCUGAGGCUCAGAAAUCAAAAGGCUAAUAAAAGAACUCCAAGGAUAGUACCUUUAAAACCGCGUGAUUUGCCAGGUCCAUCUCACGAGUGUCAGGACCCUUGAGCUAUGGUUUUGGAACGCUUGGGGCUGGCAAGAGGAAGUCAAGGAUUUCCCCAGGUACUUAUAUGAUAAGCAGAGGGGAAAGGCAAGGCAGACCCUUGCAGGGCCAGAGCUCUGCAGGGAAGGGCUGUGCUGCAUGGAGCUGUUCUGAAGGGAAGGCUGAGAGGAAUAGAGCCAGAAAUACGUGUGUGAGGAGCUGAGCAGAACUUCAUUCCGAUAAGACUGAAACGACCCCCUGCUGGGGUUUCUCCUGGUGCCCUAGUAACUCCCAACGGCCGGGCCUCCUUCUCUGACAGCCCUUUCCAGCUUUGCUUUGCCCCGAGUCUCCUUUGGACUGGGCUUCUCUGGCUGUCCAACAGCUUAAUCCAUACAGGGGAAAAGGCUUCCAGUCAUGCUGAAGGGCUCAAUCUCCCCCAACCUCUUCCCCACGACCUUGUGCUACUCCGGCAUAUGCUACUUUCUCCAUACGUUCCCAGGUCAGCGUCUCUGGCCUCGCACCUGAUCCGAGUGGGGCUGCUGGUCAGUGUGGAGUGAUAGUAAACAGUGCCCCCUAGUGCUCCAGUUUGGAACCGCCCUCCCCUUGUAACUUUUCCCUUUUUCGGCAAAACACUCAGUUUAACGCUAUUUUUAAGUCUGCUUCUGCGCAAUCUCAUCAUCCUCUAUAGAAAUAAGCACCAGUACAGUAUAGCCGCGUUCCUCCCCGGCCCUACAUAGACGUAAUCAAUUGCAUUCCUUGAUCAUAGCAUAUCAUCGGUCGUUUCCCCCCAGAGCAUGUAAUCACUGCCAAUAUUGAAGAUCCAGGGCAAAAGUUUCAAAAGCGUCUAAGUCCUAUUUUCAAGAGACUAAGGAGUCUAAGGCUUGGUGUCCAUCAGUGAGACUUGGGCUCCUAAGUGACUUAGGUGCUGUUGAAAAUUUGCCCCAAGCUGUGUCUUGUCUGAUUUAACGUAUCGUUGUAAUAAUUGUUAUAAUCGUUGUCAUGUUGUAAUAAAGAUAUCGGCUACAUUGUG